CGGCUGAAGAUGGCGAAGGUGGACUCAUUUGACCUGUAGCGCUAACGUAACGUUAGUAAGCAAAAUCUUCCGAGGAGUCCGCUUGUAGCUGACUGAGCCAGCUCGUUGGAGCGAAGACAGUCUUUGGUGUCGUCUUCGACGUAUAACAGUCCGCAACAGUCAAUACCGAGGGCAAAGUUAAGACGUACGAAGAACAAGUGCUGCUAAAUUAGUUAGCUAGUUAGCUAUGCCUCCGACUGGAAACGGACGGGACGAGAUCAAAUCCCGCAUCCAGGAGCUCAUCGAGUCGAGCCGAGUCCUGGUCUUCAGUAAAAGCUACUGUCCCUAUUGUGUGAAGGUGAAGGAUCUGUUCAAGGAGCUGAAUGUGAAAUGUAACGUGGUGGAGCUGGAUUUAAUGGACGAUGGAUCCAACUACCAGGAUCUACUGCAUGAGAUCACAGGCCAGCAGACUGUCCCAAACGUCUUCAUCAACAAAACCCACGUCGGCGGCUGUGACAAGACAAUACAGGCUCACAAGGACGGCCUUCUGCAGCAGCUGCUGGGCGGAGACAGCGAGGCCUAUGAUUAUGACCUCAUCGUGAUCGGGGGAGGCUCGGGGGGACUGGCCUGCUCUAAGGAAGCGGCGCUACUAGGGAAGAAGGUGAUGGUCCUGGACUACGUCGUCCCCACACCCCGAGGAACCACCUGGGGUCUGGGCGGUACGUGCGUGAACGUGGGCUGCAUCCCUAAGAAGCUGAUGCACCAGACCGCCCUGCUGGGGACCGCGCUGCAGGACGCGCGCAAGUUCGGCUGGGAGUUCGACGAGGCAGUAAAGCACAAUUGGGAGACGAUGAAGACGGCCGUUAACAACUACAUCGGCUCCCUCAACUGGGGCUACAGGGUCCAGCUGCGGGACAAGAGCGUCAACUACGUCAACUCCUACGCCGAGUUCAUCGAGCCACACAAAAUCAAGGCAACAAACAAGCGCGGAAAGGAGACCUUCCACACGGCAGCCAAGUUUGUGUUGGCGACCGGAGAGCGCCCGCGCUACCUGGGCAUCCCGGGAGACCGCGAGCUGUGCAUCACCAGUGACGACCUGUUCUCCCUGCCGUACUGUCCCGGUAAGACCCUGGUGAUCGGCGCCUCGUACGUGGCACUGGAGUGUGCCGGUUUCCUGGCGGGCCUGGGGCUGGACGUCACGGUCAUGGUGCGGUCCAUCCUGCUCCGUGGCUUCGACCAGGACAUGGCCAACCGCGCCGGCCAGCACAUGGAGGAGCACGGGGUCAAGUUCCUCAGGAAGUUCAUCCCCACCAAGGUGGAGGAGCUGGAGAAAGGCACGCCAGGGAGGCUGAAGGUGACAGCCAAGUCCACCGAGACGGAUGAGGUCAUCGAGGGGGAGUAUAACACUGUGCUGAUCGCCGUGGGCAGGGACGCCUGCACUGGGAAGAUCGGCCUGGACAAGGCGGGAGUCAAAGUCAACGAGAAGAACGGGAAGAUCCCGGUGAAUGAGGAGGAGCAGACCAACGUGCCGCACGUCUACGCCAUUGGGGACAUCCUGGAGGGGAAGUGGGAGCUGACUCCCGUGGCCAUCCAGGCCGGGAAGCUGCUGGCCCGCAGGCUGUUCGCGGGCUCCACCAUCAAGUGCGACUACGUCAACGUCCCCACCACCGUGUUCACCCCUCUGGAGUAUGGCUCCUGUGGGCUGUCUGAGGAGAAGGCUCUGGAGAUGUACGGACAGGACAACAUUGAGGUAUACCACAGCCUGUUCUGGCCUCUGGAGUUCACCGUCCCCAACAGGGAUAACAACAAGUGCUACUCCAAGAUCAUCUGCAACAAGCUGGACAAUGAGCGCGUGGUGGGCUUCCAUUACCUGGGUCCCAACGCCGGGGAGGUGACGCAGGGCUUCGGAGCCGCUAUGAAGUGCGGCAUGACCAAGGAACAGCUGGACAACACCAUCGGCAUCCACCCUACCUGUGCUGAGAUCUACACCACGAUGGAGGUGACGAAACGAUCGGGAGGUGACAUCACUCAGGCGGGUUGCUGAGGUUAAACCCUGCUGCUUUAACGGGCUGUCCCGUCCUGCGCUGAUCCGCUCCUCUCCGCCCCUCCUCUCUCUGCGCUCAGAGGCACUGAUUCUCAGGUAAAUCGAAGAGACGAGAGCAAACUCGGAGAAAGCGGUCGGGUACGACGCUUUCGAGUGCCGUACCUUAAAGAUCACGGAGGGUGAAUAAGCGCAGACGUGUCGGGGUCAGAUUCGGAGAGAGAGAAGGGAGAGAUCGCUUGCGGGACAGCCUGUUAAACAGCGGGGUUACUCUGCUGAAUUUGGCCCUCGCCACGCCCAGAAAAUGCACCCUUGCGGUGCCGUUUGACGUCUUGGCCCGUAACCCAGCUACUGCGGUGGGUCAGGACCGAUGUUCCCUGGGCUGACGUGGGGCCUAAACCACUUCGUCCAACCCUUUCUUCUGCCACGCCCCCCCCCC
Megalops cyprinoides (Indo-Pacific tarpon) is the source of this 2459-nucleotide messenger RNA. It is a transcript of the gene txnrd3, whose product is annotated as thioredoxin reductase 3. Gene Ontology annotation, molecular function: glutathione-disulfide reductase (NADPH) activity; thioredoxin-disulfide reductase (NADPH) activity; flavin adenine dinucleotide binding. The transcript has 16 exons. The record is from RefSeq and is a predicted model, not a curated record. Lineage: Eukaryota; Metazoa; Chordata; Actinopteri; Elopiformes; Megalopidae. Gene Ontology annotation, cellular component: cytosol; mitochondrion. Gene Ontology annotation, biological process: cellular response to oxidative stress; cell redox homeostasis; glutathione metabolic process. Bases 227 to 2023 code for a protein of 598 amino acids.